Brugia malayi is the source of this 450-nucleotide messenger RNA. RefSeq lists its product as uncharacterized. The coding region runs from base 1 to 450 and encodes 149 amino acids. The record is from RefSeq and is a predicted model, not a curated record. NCBI's taxonomy places the organism in Eukaryota, Metazoa, Nematoda, Chromadorea, Rhabditida, Onchocercidae. The transcript is spliced from 2 exons.
AUGAUUGGUUCAUUUCUUAUCACACUUGCUAUUAUUCCCAAUGUUUACUUUUGUAAGCCAAUUGAAUCGACACCAACAAUUAUUAGUGCUAUUUCGUCAAACGAUAAAGAUAUGCAAAAAAAUAAAACAACUCCACUAUCACCAUUAUUAUCAUUAUUAUCAUCAUUAUCAUCGUCUGGAUUAGAUAAGACUUCGGAUGAUUUAAAAAUUGAAGACGAAGGUCGAGAAAAAGGUAUGAAAAUGUUUCUGGAAAAUAACAAAGCGAUCUUGAAUACCGGAUUAUUAAUUGAUGAUAUGAUUGAUGUUAUACGCGAAGGUAAGGAACCAUUUUUAACAUUAUUCGCAUUACCAUUAUCUGUAAUAUUUCAUCUACUAGGCCAAACUGAAAUUGGCGAUGUAUUUGGAAGUUUCGGCUUAUCAGCACUUUUGAAUAUUAUCAGUAUGCGAUAA